GUUGUGGAGAAAGUUAUACGCAAUUGAUUGCAGGUUUGGGGUAAGAAGGGGUCUUGUUAAUUAGGGAAGUAUAUUCUCUCACUCUGUGCAAAACUACCGAAGGAGCCUGGUAUUUCCUUGAGACUAUACACUUCUUCCGCUCCUAGUCACAGAUGCUAUAAACCAACUAUCAUCAUACCAUGUAUCAAAGUAACAUCCUACGCCUUCGUGGCGUAGCCCCAAGGCUUCAAGCCCAUCCCACAAACACACCUCACCAUCACAUCCCACACCUCCUCCCCCUCUCCACUCAACGAGCAUACUCCCUCCCAGCCGAGAGUCCACCACCCCAAUUCACCCCCUCCAACCGCCUAUCCAACCGGACAUGCAUGAUCACCGGCGGAACAUCCGGGAUCGGGUUCUCCAUCGCCGAGCGCUUCCUCCAAGAAGGUGCCUCGCGGGUGAUCCUCGUCGGACGGUCCUACGAACGACUCUACAACGCCGCAUCUCGCCUUCAAAUCGACUCACCAGCCAUCAUCCCCUCCACGGAACCUCCCCAGCCCAUCACAAACCCAGAGAAGCACCAGCUCCUCGACUCCUCCUCCAGAAUCAGCCUCCUAAUCGGCGACAUCGCCGACGCAGGGUCCUGGACGCGCGAGCUCGAGAAAGCAAUGCAAGCAACAAACCCCGACAUCCUCGUCAACGCCGCGGGCCUCUCCAUCUCCUCCAUCCUCCCUAAAUCCGAACCAACAGAUAUCUCCCGUAUCCUGCGCACGAACCUCGAAGGAGCCCUUCUCACCUCUCGAGCCUUCAUCCGCGCCUCGAUCCGCAAUCGUAUGAAGAAAUCUACCACCACCACCAGUGAAAGUCCCGCAGCAUCAUCAUCAUCAUCAUCAUCAUCAUCAAAAUGUAUAAUCAACAUCUCCUCCCUGCUCGCCCACAAAUCCGGAACCGGCGCGGUCCCCUACGCAGCAUCAAAGGCCGGAGUCCUCGGUCUCACCAGAUCAGUCGCCGUUGAAGCGGCAGCUUCGCUGCGCGAUGUGGUGGUAAGAUCGAAUGCGAUUGUGCCGGGGUAUAUUGAGACGCCUAUGAUUUCGGAUUUCUCAGAUGGCGAAACAGCCCGGUUGAAGGAGAGUAUCCCCGUGCGACGAUUCGGGAGACCGGAGGAGGUUGCGGAUGCGGCGGUGUUUUUGGCACAGAAUGAAUAUGCGAAUAAUUGUGUGUUGAAUUUGGAUGGGGGGUUGAGUGCUAUCUAAGUGAAGUAUACUAUCUAUAUCUUGAUGGGGUUGGAAUGUAUGGUUAACUAAAAUGUAUUAUGUGUGUACAAUACGUGAGAUGUGGU
This is a messenger RNA of Aspergillus eucalypticola CBS 122712, 1318 nucleotides long. Its product is annotated as SDR family NAD(P)-dependent oxidoreductase. The coding region runs from base 180 to 1232 and encodes 350 amino acids. NCBI's taxonomy places the organism in Eukaryota, Fungi, Ascomycota, Eurotiomycetes, Eurotiales, Aspergillaceae. The transcript has 4 exons. Gene Ontology annotation, molecular function: oxidoreductase activity, acting on the CH-OH group of donors, NAD or NADP as acceptor. The record is from RefSeq and is a predicted model, not a curated record.